Schizosaccharomyces cryophilus OY26 is the source of this 1571-nucleotide messenger RNA. RefSeq names its product ATP binding protein. Lineage: Eukaryota; Fungi; Ascomycota; Schizosaccharomycetes; Schizosaccharomycetales; Schizosaccharomycetaceae. The transcript has a single exon. Gene Ontology annotation, molecular function: GTPase activity. Gene Ontology annotation, cellular component: cytoplasm. The record is from RefSeq and is a predicted model, not a curated record. Bases 363 to 1334 code for a protein of 323 amino acids.
GGACUUUCUGCAACUUUUUUCUUCCUACACCAAAUGCCAGUAGUAUACGGUUAAAUCUAGCAAACCUGUUUGUAUAAAUUUCUUCUUUUUUUGAAAGGAUAAAAUUUCAUAGUAAGAGGUUAUUUUUGCUUUACGAAAACACGAAUCUUUGACUAUUCUCUACCUGUUGAUAAACGUCUUUCUGAGGGAUAUUAUAAAAAACUACGUUGAACAAUUCUACUUUUUGAGCUUUACAUACAUUCUAUUUUAGUUGCAUCCUACUUUUCCAUCAGUACUGCCAUUUUGUCUGUCCCUUAUACUUUUCUGCGUUCGACUAAUUCUUUGAUCUUCUAAACAGCCUUGUCGCUGACACUUCAAUUACGAUGCCAUUCGGUCAAGUAGUCGUGGGUCCACCUGGCUCUGGUAAAUCAACUUAUUGCUAUGGUAUGCACCAAUUUCUUUCUGCUAUUGGCAGACAAUGUAUCAUUGUGAAUUUAGAUCCAGCAAACGACUUUAUGAGGUAUCCGUGUACGAUUGAUAUUCGGAAAGUGAUUGACAUCGAGACCAUUCAAAAUACUUAUGACUUAGGACCUAACGGUGCUCUCAUUUUUGCAAUGGAGACUAUUGAAUACCAUGUAGAUUGGUUAUGUGAAGAAUUGGAAUCUCAUAAAGAUGCUUACGUUAUUCUUGACUGUCCUGGACAAGUCGAACUAUUUACCGACCAUGAUUCCCUUCAAAAAAUCAUUUCCACCUUAUCAAAACGUAUUGAUUUCCGUCCUGUGGUGGUCCAGCUUGUUGACUCGUUUUGCUGUGUUGAUCCCGCUGCAUAUAUAAGUGCUCUUUUAGUUUGCUUGAAAGGCAUGCUUCAAUUAGAUCUACCUCACAUCAAUGUUCUUUCAAAAGCCGACUUGCUUUCAACUUAUGGAACAUUACCUAUGAGCCUAGACUUCUAUAGUAAUGUGCAAGAUCUUUCUUACCUCACACCUCUUCUUGACCGUGAUCCUCGGCUUCUCCGUUAUAGUGAGCUUAAUAAAACCAUGUGUGAAUUGAUUGAGGAGUUCGGACUUGUAUCUUUCGAAGUCCUUGCCGUCGAAAAUAAGGCAAGCAUGCUCCAUUUGCUUCAAAAAAUUGACCAAGCUGGAGGAUAUGCCUUUGGGUCUACUGAAAUAGGCGGCGAUAUAAUCUGGGCAAAUGCUGUCAGACAAGGAGGUGAUCCUUUACAGGAUGUAUCGCCUCAAGAACGCUGGAUUGAUCGAAAAGAAGAGUAUGAUAGAUACGAACGUGAAAUGGAAGAAAAAUACAUGUCAGAAAAUAAAAAAGGAGAAGCAGAAGAAGAAGAAGAAGAGUUAAUGUAAAUUAAGUUUCCCUCACGCAAGGAAAAACAUAUGUUUUAUGGUUUCUUUUUCGUCAAGACUGAUGGCAUUACGACUCAUACUUAAAAGCCACUUUUAAGACCGUCUCGUUUCAUAAUAAAAUUGUUUAGGUUUCCGGGUAGAUUAAUGGUUCUCGUAAAUGUACUACAUGAAAUAAGAGCUCGCAAACUCAGCUAUAUUUACAGCUACAUGAGUAUGAGGUGUUAUUAUUAAACCGAA